This is a messenger RNA of Suillus subalutaceus, 2862 nucleotides long. RefSeq lists its product as uncharacterized. Bases 1 to 2451 code for a protein of 816 amino acids. Lineage: Eukaryota; Fungi; Basidiomycota; Agaricomycetes; Boletales; Suillaceae. The record is from RefSeq and is a predicted model, not a curated record. The transcript is spliced from 14 exons. Gene Ontology annotation, biological process: protein deubiquitination. Gene Ontology annotation, molecular function: zinc ion binding; cysteine-type deubiquitinase activity.
AUGUCGACGUCCGCAACUUGUCCUCAUGCUCACGAUAUAUCUGGCUUGAGAGAACCAAAAUUAAGCCAAUCAGUUCAUAGGGAAGAAUGCACGCAAUGUUUUGAUAAUCAGGAUGGCCCCGCGGGCAUCGACGUUUGCUUGGUGUGCUUUAAUGGAUCAUGUCUUGACUCAGAUCGUCAUCAUACGCGUAACCAUGUCCUCCGAUCAGGACACUCAUUCACUCUGAAUAUCAAGCGCACCCCAAAGAAGAAGGCUUCGAAUCGCGCUGAUGGAGAGGAGCCACCGGCUAAAAUGAAAAGGCUUGCCAUUAAUGAGGAGCGCGAAGAAGACAAAUACGAACAUACCACUGUGUUCAAGUGUUGGAAGUGUGAUCUGCAAGGCGGGAAAGAAAUAGCGAUUGAUACAAAGCGUCUAACUGAUGGUGUCAUGCUAUCGCUUUCAUCGGCACGUCAAUCUGAAGUCAAAGCUUGGGAAGAGGAGAUCACAGCUUGCGAGCACACACUUUGCUUGGAGCAGCUCCAGAGUGGGGCUAUACCCCAAGAAGGUCUGGCGCAUUGCGCCUCUUGCGAGCUUACCUCAAAUCUCUGGCUUUGCCUUGCUUGUGGUGCUCUUGGAUGCGGUCGUGCCCAAUUUGGUGGCACGGGCGGCAACGGCCAUGCACUAGCACAUUUUAAUACGACCCAGCAUCCCGUAUGCGUAAAGCUCGGAACUAUUACGCCUGAGGGCGGUGCUGAUGUAUACUGCUAUGCAUGUAAUGACGCCCGCAUUGAUCCAGAGCUCGCAACCCACCUCGGUACCUUUGGUAUCAAUGUCGCGGUACAGAAGAAGACCGAGAAGAGUAUGACUGAACUUCAAAUCGAGCAAAACCUCCUGUUUGACUUCUCCCUUACGGCCGAGGACGGUUCUGCACUUCAACCGAUCUUUGGUGCUGGUGCUACAGGUCUUAGCAACCUCGGGAACAGGCAUACACUGUUUUCACUCCCUCUUUUCCAAAUCCGUUAUUAUGGUAAAAGACCUUGUGGCACAAGUUCCGCCUAUGUCUCUCCGACAGCAGCUGCUCACUGGGAGAAUUGCACUCAUGCCCUCCCUGCGGAUUGCCUGGAAUGUCAAAUGUACAAGCUCGCUGACGGCUUGCUCAGCGGACGAUACUCUAAGCCUCACACAGAUCAUGAACAGGCUCCGACUGACGCUCUCGCACAUCCAACACCUGAACAUUCUCCUUGGCAGGCGGGCCUGAAGCCAGCAGGAUUCAAGGCUCUCGUCGGUAAAGGCCACGCUGAGUUCUCAACCAUGCGCCAGCAGGAUGCGGAAGAAUUCUUUAGUCACCUGUUGACAGUACUUAGACGAUUCAACCACCAAAAUAUUCGCGGCGUAUCAGAAUCCGAACCGACCGAAACGUUUGCCUUUGGCCUCGAACAACGUCUCCAGUGCCAGUCCUGCCACAGGGUCAGGUAUCGCAUAGACACGAUGGAUACCCUUAGCCUUGGUGUACCCGCUCACGAACUCGCUGAUGGCGAAGCGGAUACGGGAGCGGCAACUGUCGGUACACCAGACGAAAGUGGUCCUGGAAAGAAGCGGUACCGCUCCGUUUCUUUGGAGCAGUGCUUGAACCUAUUCCUCGGACCGAGUGGACAAGAGGCUCUGGAGUACCAGUGUGAAGGAGGCUGCGGAAAAGUGAAUUGCCGUCAGAUGCAGUUUGCUACUUUCCCUGACGUUCUGGUGCUGCAUGCAAAGAAGUUCCAGCUUGUGAACUGGGUCCCAACGAAGCUAGACAUACCUGUGAUCCUUCCAGAGAAUGAUGAGCUUAAUCUUGAUAACUACCUUGGACAUGGACUUCAGUCUGGCGAAGUGGAGUUACCAGAUAGUUCUAACACUUCAGCUCCUUCGCAGCCCGAAGUUGACGCCGAAGCGCUCUCUCAGCUUGAGGCUAUGGGCUUCCCGACCGUCAGUUGUCGGAACGCUCUGAUUUCAACUGGCAACGCUGGGGCUGAAGUCGCGAUGGAAUGGUUAAUCAUGCACAUGGAGGACCCAGACAUCAACGUACCCAUUCAAACAGCAGGAUCGGGACAUGGUAAUGCACCAGAACCACCCGCAGAGCAGGUAGCGAUGCUUGCUGACAUGGGCUUCACAAAUGCGCAAGCAAAGAAGGCGUUGAGGGAGACCACAACUCACCCGCUACCCUCAUCAUCAGAAACUAAAAAAGUACCACCUGGUUCAUCGCGUUUACCUGCUCGAUACAGGCUGAAGGCCUUCAUAUCGCACAAAGGUCCCAGUGUUCAUUCUGGUCAUUAUGUCGCACAUAUUCGUAUGCCGAGAGGCGAUGCGAUGGAUGUAGAUGAUGCUGUCGGAGAUUGGGUGCUUUUCAACGAUGAGAAGGUUGUGCGAGCGGAUGAAACGAGCGUCAGGGAUCUGAAGAAAUUGGCGUAUAUGUAUGUUUUUGAGAGGGAGUGAAAGAAGAAGAAACCAGUGAAAGUUAAGGGUAUUAACUGGCAGCGGUGUAGCACAGGAAACGAUACAAAUGACUGGGCAUUCUGCAGGCAAAACGAGGAUGUCAUCUGAAUUUUCGUUGUGGUGUUUAUUUGAUGUUACAAGUUAGAUUUGAAGGAGAUGUGAGCAAUCAGGUCUAGACAGGCCGUACAUAGAAGAAAGUUUUUUAUAUGUCAUGGACAAGAUCAAUUCUGGAAACCACGUCUGUCCACGUCCUCUGCUGCUACCAGGGCUCAUCAUCUGAGUCUUGUUCCGUUCCAUCCUCCUCUUCAUCUUGAUCACUGUCUUCUUCGAUCUCCUCGAUGUUGCUGUACCCAGAAGAUGCUAUAUGCAAUCGGCACAAAGACAUGCUCUGAAUGUGGAGGUACGUACUAU